CGGAAGAGACGAAUGAGGAAACUAGACUCCACGUCACUGAGGUGUAAUCAUAUCGGCGUCAGUGCAACACAAGGUGCUACCUCAGUACGAUUUCAGAACCACUGUACACUUCCAGCUGUCCUCACAUAGGACCGGAUAACUCGUAUGACCGCAAAGCGAAGAUAUAGUCAGCUGUUUGUGCAUAGAGCGGCGUCGGUAGAGACACUGGGAAUCCGCUGAAGAGUGCCCCGCUGCCUUAGCUUCUAGAUGGGGGAAUCCGGCUCACGCCGCUCUACACUUGUUUCCCGCCUGCCAAUCUUCCGCCGCAGCAGCAGUAAGAGGCAGGAGUCUCUUCCCUCCUCUCCGUCUUCGGGGGGGCAGGGCAAUGGCGUCCACACCUCUUCGCCCUCCAGCACCAACUCCAGUUCUGGCAGUACCGGGAAACGUCGGAGCCUUUUCAGAACUCCAUCUCUCAAUUUCUCAGCUAAACGGAAUAGUGUUCCUCGUGUCCAGCCUAUCAACCUAAACCUCACCCCCCCGCUGACACAGAGCACUGACACAAACGGAAAUAACCAGCAGGCGAUAACAACGUCAUUGUCAACAGGGUUCAGUGAAGGCGGUGGACGCCCCAAGUCACGCCACUCGUUUGGGUUUGGCAGCCACAAGCAAAAGAAAAUCCCACGCUCUCAGACCGAGGAUUUUGAGAAAGUGUCCUCCUCCUCCUCCUCCACAGCCAAUCGAAACGUAUUCAUUAACUGCAUCAGUGGCUCAGGGGCCAAUGAGGGUGACGACUCUGGGUUCCUCGAUGACUACAGCGGUGGCAGUAAUAACAAACGGUCGUCGCGGAAGAAACAGCUGCUGCCCAAAUCGUUCUCAGCUCACCACCGCUUCUCCCGGACCUCCGAUCACCACAGACCUCCAGAAGUGAAUCUGGAACCGCCGAGCUCCACCACCAUCGCUCCAGGGGCAGGUGGGCUCACCCCGGGGUCGUGGCCAGGGGAGCUGCUUUGCGCUGGAGGGGAGAGCUCACUCCAGUCCCCGAUGAUAUCAGAGGACCGAACCACAGCCAUCACCCCUUCAGAGUUCAUCCCCAUCACGGAGGAUUCUGUGUCCGAGGUGGAUGCUCUGCCAGCUCCCAGCCCCGGAUCUGGUCUAGCCCCAGAAUCUGCCUCUGUGCCUGGGCCGGCUGUUGACACGGCUCCACCUGAACCCCCACCUGCUCCAGAGAACUUCAGCGUGGCUGUCUCUAACUCCCAGUCCUCUUCUCAGGUUUUCUUCACUCCAGCCCAGUCCAGCGCUGAAAAACCUUUACUCCCUGAAACCAGCACAGCAAACAACACAGACUAUGAGACCGCCAUUUCCCUCUCAGAGCCUGAGACAGCAGUUCCCUGCCUACCCCUGCAGGAACAAUCACUGGAAGAGAGGAAGGAGAGGUUGGAGGAGAGACAGGAAGCGAGGGAUGAGUUGUCAGCAGAGGAGAAGGAGUUGGUGGAGGAGAGGAAGGCAGGUUACCACACAGAGACCACAAGUGAGAGUGAGGCAUGUGUGGUACGCAGCGAGGGUUGUCACUCCAACCCAGAGCAAUCGGAAAGAAGGGCAAGAAACAUACGCUCUAUUCAAGAAAGAGGAAGUUUCUGUGGCUGCCACGAACCAAGGUCCUCUCACUUGAGGAAACCACAUGCAGCCUCUCUGUGUAGCAGCGUCAGCCCCUAUCAUGAGGUGAUGCGGAUGGAAAGGCGUCUUCGCUCCUCAUCUGAGGGGGCUGGUGGGCCUCGUAUCCAUGGAAACCACAGAGAUGCCCCAGGCAUGGAGGGAUGUGGUCUGCUCAAACACAGAAACAACUCCUCGUCAUCCAAACUGGGAAGUCUGGAUGUUUUAAACAACCUGGGUUCAUCAGAGCUGGAUGAAGAUGAUCUUAUGUUAGACCUGGACCUUUCUGAUGAUCAACGACAUCGACAUGUGUCCAGAGAAGACUCCAGCCAGUCCCUGGCUUCCUGUCUCAACCUGCUCCCCUCACCCAUUGACCAAUCAGGAGAUCGCAUCCCAGGGAGGGAAAACAAUCAGAGGGAGCCCAGCCGUCCGACCAGCCUGCUGCCUGCUGACUGGAGCUCGGUGCUGGGUUUGGGGAGGGAAGAUGAGCCCUUACCUCCAGGGCUGGAGACCCUUCCAUUUCGACUGAUGCAGCAGGACUGCACUGCUGUCAAAACCCUGCUUUUAAGACUGAGACGAACACUGCAGGAGAGCACAGAGACAAGUCCUGCCAGCAGCCUCCAGUCUCUACCCAUUAGCCCCUGCAGUGAAAAGUCCCUUCCAUUUAAGGAUCCUGGCAGAGAGGAGGCCUUGUUGCAACAACUGAGAGAGAAAGACGAACAGAUUCUCAGACUCCACAGUGAACUGGAGAGUGCCAAAGCUGCCCUGAAGAUGAAAGACUGCCAAAUGACUGACCGCACAACACAGACAGAACACACGGGGCCAGAGACCAGUCAUCCAGGCCGGUGGUCAGGACUAGGCAGCAGCAGCAGCAGCCUGGCUUCAAGGGACCGAAGGGUAGUGCGGGGUCUGGGGGCAGCACUCGGAGGGGACCUCUGUAACCAGCACCUCCCCCACCACUAUCCACCUCUGCACGGCCGCCCUCCUGCUUCUGAACGACACACUGCCAGGGAGGAGCGCUACUGCCAGGGGGUCUUGGCACAGUCCACAGCCCGUAGCCCUGCUCCAAAUCUGGCUUCAGGCUCCUCCAACUUGUCCUGUGCCACUUCUGCAGUGUCAGGCCAAGCCUCACUUACCACUCCAGCCCAGCUUCAAGUUUCACAGCCGGGCCUUAGUCCAAAUCAAUGCCCCGGCUCUGGUUCAGCAGCUGCAAAUUACACCGCAAUUCCAUCCCUGUCCUCCCGGCAGCCAGAGGGGGUGUCCUCCUCUUCUGAGUCCUUAACUCCAGGAGGAGGAGGUGGAAUGAGUCUGUCAGGUGGGGCAAGGAGAGGAGGAGGAGAGCACCCUACCCCAUGCCAUAUCCCUCGAGCAGUCGGGGCCAGCGCCUCCUCAAGUCUCCACAGUCUUGCGAGCAGAGGGAGUCCCUCCCCAAGUAUCUCAUCGUCCAUCCAAGCCUCACCUCCCCCUCCUCCUUUCCCAGCCUCAUCUUCUUCCUCCUCCUCCUCCUCCUCCACGUUUACAGGUCGUUUAGGACAACCACCUCGAGGCCCUCUGUCUCUGCAUAGCUACACUCGUAAAAAUGUCUUCCUCCAACAUUCCCUACAGACUGCCGAACUGCAAGCUCUGACGCAGAGAGACAGUUGAGGGCACACAAACAUUUACACCAUUCAUAUUGACUUGAGCGACUCUAUGUGUGACCUCCUAGAAAAACUGCUGCUCCUUCGGUUCAAGUUGCUUGUGAUCCACUGUCCCAAUUCCCCCUGAAUUAUUAACCACACGCGCUAACAAUCACCCUUGUCCCUCUUUACAGUCCAGACCUUUGCUGACAUUUUGUUCCAAGAUUUGCUCGCCUAAACACACUCAUAUGCAAGGUCACACACAUAUCAGGCUGUGAGUAUGAAAAAGGCACUCACUCGUCUAUCAGAACUCCCACGUUUUGUCAUGCUGACAGUUUAGAUGUGCUUACGCCCACAGACACACAAAGUGCAUAGAGACACAACCUGAUAUCCAUGCACACAUACACAGAUCUAGUCACACACGCUUAGAUACGCACUCUCACACAGAGACAUCAUCUGUGAUAUCUCAGCCUCACAAUCUGCACAAAUAACAGGGCGUUAACCUAAACACAGUGAGGAGAUAUGUAUUUAUGUUGUUAAAGAUUUUUUAUCUAUGUUAUUUGACCAUUUUUAAAAGUUAAACCAUGUGCUGCUUAAUGAACUAUGGGACUGGCCAUAAUCUGAGCUGGUAAGGAUAUAUUCUCACAUUGCCAAAUCCUACAUCAGAUCAACUCAUCGUUCCUUGAGGUCCGCUGACAGAAGUCCAGAUGAAAAGACAAAUGUUUAAAUGAACAUCCACAUCCAGGACCCUUUUACUGCAUGCUUUUUAAAAUUUAAAGAGAAUACAGGUGAGCAUUUUGUACUGCAACAAAAGCGGGAUCUGGGUGACUUUCAAAGUCUUUUAAUAACGUUUCAGUAUCAACUCUCACCUCAGUGUUUCAAGAAGAGAAUUAAACAUGCCAAAACCUCUAAGACAUGAGCCUGUUGAGUGUUUUAAAAAAAAAAAAAAAGUUAAUAAUAUAAGUACUUUUGUCUUAAUACUGGACCACUGUUUUAUAGAAAUACAAUGUUGCAAUAUUAGCCACAUUAUAUACAAGAGUCUCAUGUGUAUCAUGCAAUGUUAGAUUAGUACAGUACAGAAAUGAAGAGUUUCAUUCUAAAAUUAGAUAUCUGUCAUUUGAAUAAUUUGGCAAUUAUAAUGACAAAAUUACACUUACGUAACUAGCUCUACUAAACCCUCAGCUAAAAAAAGACAAUAAAAUAGUGUAGAACAAGAUUUAAGAUUUGGCACAACCAGCAUUAUGUAUUUCUUUCCGAAAUGGGGGGGGAAAAAAAGUAUAAGGUUUUGGAAUGAAGCCCUUCAAAUCUUCUUUAGAGCUGGGUAUUGAACAGGGAUACCUACUAGUGCUUUGCUAAAUGACAAAAUCAAUAUCCAUUUUAAGGAUUCAAAAGGAAACAUGUUUAAAAUAAAAUAAUGGCAUUCCAGUUAGCUGACACGUUUCUAUGACAGUUUUACUGAGGCAUCAAUUGAGUAAAGUCUGAUUCUGUCUAGGGAAUCAUGUCAUAGAACAAAUACUGUACAGAAAGUUGUUUACUUGAUCAAAUAAUGAAAAGAAAGAAACCGAAAAUAUUUUCUAUUUGGGAAAGCAUUAGCACUGAGUUUUGCACUGAUACCCAGUCCUUGUAGGCUAGCCUUCUUUUAUCCCUAUAAUCUCCGAUGUGUCGUAAUCUUUUGAAAAACGGACCGAAUAAGAUGACAUUUGGUAUAAUAAGACUAGCAGUUAUGUUGUUUUUGGACAGUAGGACUCAUACCUUUUGAGAUUUACAUAUAUUGUAACUGCCAUGAUCUGCUGAGUUGUAUAACAUUUUUCACACUUUUGGGACAAAACUUGGUAACAAUUUCAUAAGUGAGAAAACCCCCCUCACCUUUUUUAGAUCUGUGAACAACUAGACUGCUUAACAAUCUCUUCAAUCUGCACUGUUGACUGUAUUUACCCAGUUGAACUGAACAGACUGUGGAACAGCCUUUUUUCCCACAUAGGCUUUGAGGUAAAAAUAAUGUCAACCAUGAGGUGGGAGCCUGUGCUGCUGUUAAGUACAGGCCAGAAGUUCAACGCUCCCAGCAUCUACAGAAAAUGUUAGAUUUUGGAGAAGUUGUUGACCUUGUUUGUCUCUAAACAGCACCUGGCUGGGGAGGGUAAUGCACAACUCAAUGAGACCUGGUAGAGGUGAAAAAUAGACUGAAGGAAGACAGUUCUGAUCCCACUGGUGGAAACUACGAUUCUCCCUCUGGUCUGCUUUACUUGCACACUAUUUCCUCUUUCUUGUCGCCCUUUUUUUUUUUUCCUCUGAUCUUUUCCCGUUUCUUAUCUUUCUGACCGUAUUUCUUUCUUCACCCUUUUUUCUGCUUUUUUUCCAUCUAUCCACUACUUAUUCCCAAUCUCUCCCUAUACCUUUCCCUACCUCUAUCCCCCAGGGGCCCACUCUACUGCAUGCAAACUCAGUAGCUCUUUUUGUUUCUGUCCUCUGUUUCAAUCAGUUAUCUUCCUUCCCCCACUAUCAUGUCCCAGGUCUCUCCUUCCCUCCGUCUCUCUCCCCCUGCUUAGCGUACUUACCCAGAGCUUGUAUUGUUCAUACAGUGUAUCUAUAACCGACUCUGUUGCAGUGGCUCUCAGUCCUGGGCAUUGGGGCCUGAUUUUCAUUCCAGCUUUCUAAUCAGGGAGUCAUUUUACACCUGGUGAAUACAAUUAACUACCUAGUAGACGGCCAGCGCUGAUGUGGCUCCAGAGGAUCUGGACUGAGAACCGCAGCUGUAAUAUGAACUAAACAUUCCCUGCUUGGUUUGUUUACAUGUGAAGGGUGACAAUGCUGUGUCGUUAGCUGACCUCUUAAGUAAUACUAUUUACAUCCCUUGUCAAUGCAUGCAUCAUACUAUGUGAAAUGUCAUAAGGGAGUUUUUGGCUCUGUUUGCACUGCCUACUCAGAUUUGAAUUUGGCAACUGUUUAAAAUUGGGGAAACCACAAAGAUAGGUUGCUGGUUAUGAGACAUAUCACGAAAGGAGAAAAGCCACAUCUGAGAUGGCGGUUCAACUGUGUCACUGGUGUCUUAUAGAGACGUUUAUGCCUGUGUAAUUAUAAGAAUGAACUGAUGCUGAAUUUCACUGCUGGGAAACAAGGGUCAAUCAUGAAGUGGGCACACCUCACAAACCUCAAUUCUUCAUUUAACUUGGCAGCAUGUUGUGCAUUUAAGACACUACAUUUUAUUUGUUGGGAAGUUAUUUAUUUUCUGCCUUAUUUAUAUUUAUUGCUAUAGAAUCAGUUUCCUAAAAGCAUCUUGGCACUAACAAAUUAAGAAAGUGAUGUUAUUAUAAUUUUAAUGAAUCACAUAUAUACUGUCCUAGCUUUUUAAUGUGCUUACUCUAAUUAUUAUUUUCUUUACGAAUUGCUGUAAUAAUGACAUUGAGCUGUAUAAUUGUACAUAAAUUAUUAUAACUGUUGAUGUUCACUGUUCAUGAACACAAACAUUUUGUGCUCAUGUAAAUGGCACUUAAGAUUAGGGUUCACAUACAUUGUUUGUUGGCACAUAACAGAUUAAAACACAACAAAAAAUGGAAUUUGUUUUGUUGACAAAUGUCAAAUGCCGCUGGAGGUCUGAGCUAUUACCAAAGCGUUUCAGGCUCUAGUUACAAAUCAGAAAACAAAUCUGACAAACUUAAUAAAUUCAGAGUUAAACUUAGGCCCCAUGAUACAUUUUUCAUGUAAAGGCCAGGUGACUCACUCAUAGGUAUACUGGGUCGCUGAUUUCACUUUUCCCCUCUUUGAAAUCCAGCCUUUGCACUAUGACUAUUUCUGCUUGAGGUGACUUUGAAAGACAUGAUUUUGCAAUCUUUUGCCUAACUGUGCCAGAAAAGUGGAUUGUGAUCUAUUUAAGCUGCUUUUUCAGUUCAGGAUGAAGUCUGUGUCUAAGUAACUGUUGGGUAGACUCACACUGUGAGCCUUUGACUUAAAAGCCCAUAAAUUCAUUAGGGAUAAUCCAUCCAUACCGUACAUGGAGGACAACGAAAAACUUUCUUCAUAGAGUCGUUUUUCACUUUACAUGGUCCUUCUGAACAGUGUUGAAAUCGUGCAGUGUGUGUUUACCCAAAGUAUUUCUCUUCAGUUUUUACCCAACAUAGUUUUUUUUUGUCACUCAGUUUGUUCACAUGAGAUUUAUUUUAUCAAAAGAUUUUUGUCCACUGUCUCCUUAUUGUUAAUAUUUAAUACAAAUAAAAUUGAUGAAAACAUU
This is a messenger RNA of Perca fluviatilis (European perch), 7470 nucleotides long. RefSeq names its product coiled-coil serine-rich protein 1 (gene ccser1). The record is from RefSeq and is a predicted model, not a curated record. NCBI's taxonomy places the organism in Eukaryota, Metazoa, Chordata, Actinopteri, Perciformes, Percidae. Bases 247 to 3273 code for a protein of 1008 amino acids. The transcript has 11 exons.